AUGUGCAAUAUGAACCAAAAUUGGAAAUAUUUUGGAAUACUGCUUUAUAUUCUAUUGAAUAUUCUGAACAGAUAUCACUGCCGAACUACCAGGUGCUACACUUGCACGUCCUGUCCUGAAAUAAAUAGCGAAGCGAAAAUAAUGAAUAAUUGCCUGGCGUGUUCGUCUUACGGAAACUAUCCUAAUAUUUACAGAGAAUGCCUAGCUGACAAUCAGAGUCUAAAUAAUUUUACAAGAAGAUUUCGAAAAUUACCGUGUUUUGGAGACCUAUGUAAUGGCAUAAAGUACGUGUAUAUUUUGCCAAGUGGAAAAAUCCAAAAAAAUAUUACGUGCUAUGCUUGCAGAGAAUGUACAGAAAGUACACAAAGAAUUGAAACUUCUUGUGGUGCAUGCGCA
Molecule: messenger RNA, 396 nt
Organism: Heterobilharzia americana
Lineage: Eukaryota; Metazoa; Platyhelminthes; Trematoda; Strigeidida; Schistosomatidae
Source: the annotation of a GenBank genome assembly